CCAUCAAGUGCCCCUAUUUGACAGUAUUCUCGGUCACAUUUGGAUUACGACAGCAUUCAUAACCAAGUUGCUUACACCGCCCGCUGCUUUGACCAUAUAUAUGUCACUUAUUCCCGAUUGGUUUUUAAUUUUUCAGAAAACUUUGAGAGCUAUGAUAUCUCGUAGACAUUUUAUUUGCACGCUUGAUUUUAAACCCCCGAUCUGCGUACAUUCUAUCGGGUAUCAGUGACCUAUAUCACGGCGUGAAGUAUCCGUCAUAGGUAAACGGAGAGCUAAGUGAGCUAAUUUAUUAUACUUCACCGUAGAGUAAGUCAUCAUACUCGAUAUAUAUUAUAAUAUUCUCAACUACUUAAACAUGCCAUCAAACAUCACAUCCGACCAACCUGUCUUAAUCAUCGGCGCCGGCAUCGCCGGCCUCACGCUAGCCCAAGGCCUGCGUCUCCACUCCAUCCCGUUCCGCCUUUUCGAGCGGCAUCCGCAGUCACGCGGCUUACAAGGCCACCGUUUCCGCAUAUCGGGGGACGGCAAGGCGGCCCUAACCAGCGUUUUAUCGCCUCAGCUACAAGACUUGCUCCAGCGCACCGCUUCGGAUAAUGCUCGCUUCGAGCCGCGAUACGUGGAUAGCCGGAAGCUUGAGUUUGCGAACCCGACUCCGGUAGGAGAUUCGAUGCCCGUCGACAGGACGUGGCUGCGCGCAUUGACCUCCCUGCAUAUAGAUGAGGCUAUCAAGUACGACAUGGAGUUUGAGUCGUACGAGGUCGUCGAUGGGCAUGUUGAGGUCAAGUUUACGGAUGGCUCGAUCGCGAGCGGGCGUUUGCUGGUUGGCGCGGAUGGCGUUAGGAGCCGCGUGCGCAAACAACUCCAACCGAAUCGCAAACUGCUUGACUUGGAGCGGUGGGUCUCGUGGAGCCGGACUCCAUUGACGGAGGAUCUGAGGAAAUCAUUAUCGCCCGAUGUACUCACUUGGUGCAUGUACGUGGACCACGAGAGCAAUGUGCAGAUGAUUGCCGAGCCAAUGACAUGGUCAGAAAGCGCACGGCUAGAGCCGAGAGGCAAAUUGCCUGACAUUCCAGAUUACGUAUACUGGGUUAUUUGCACAGCCCCUUUCCAGUAUUCAGACGGCUUGCCGAGAGCAGACGAGGAAAAGAAGGCAUUUCUAGAGAAAGUGUCCAAGACAUGGCAUCCUACACUGAAGUUGUUGAUAGAAUCAGCAGCGUUCGAUCUAUCCGCCUGCAUACCUGUCUUCUCGAGCAAGCCUAACAUUGAGAUGAGCUCGACCGGCCAGACUGGGCGCGUCACUCUCAUCGGCGAUGCAGCACAUGCGAUGAGCCCUAUAGGUGGCGCUGGUGGCGACACAGCUAUGCGGAAUGCUGCCGACCUGGCACAUACCAUUGCCAGAGAAGGGGUUACGAAAGCUAGUAUGUCCGACUUUGAGGCGAGGAUGCAAGCAUUGGCCAAGGAGAAGAUUGAGCACUCGUUCAGGGGUGGGCAGAAAUUUUGGAGUGGAAAGGAGUGGAGCGAGUACAAUGAAAUUGAUGAUUAACGAUUCGGGCUCAUUAACCCUGGACCCCAACCCUAACCCUGAGUUUUCGCUUGAUAUAAUUACUCUCCCGAGACAAAUAGAUCUAAGGUUGGGCAACUUUCGAGGUUCAUGACAUCACUCCUAGAUAUAGCCGACUAGUAUUAAUUAAUACAUAAGUAUUCAAAAGUUGAACAA
This is a messenger RNA of Hypoxylon fragiforme, 1717 nucleotides long. RefSeq names its product FAD/NAD(P)-binding domain-containing protein. Gene Ontology annotation, molecular function: FAD binding. The coding region runs from base 356 to 1543 and encodes 395 amino acids. The transcript has a single exon. The record is from RefSeq and is a predicted model, not a curated record. NCBI's taxonomy places the organism in Eukaryota, Fungi, Ascomycota, Sordariomycetes, Xylariales, Hypoxylaceae.